Molecule: messenger RNA, 1980 nt
Organism: Uloborus diversus
Lineage: Eukaryota; Metazoa; Arthropoda; Arachnida; Araneae; Uloboridae
Exons: 1
Coding region: 205-1788 (527 amino acids)
Source: RefSeq, a predicted model, not a curated record
ACAAAUGACCACAAUCUUUUAAAAAAAUAUCUUUAUAUCAUGUUAUUUUUGUAAUAUGUUUUCUAAUUAAUAUUUCACAUUUUACAGAGGUCCAGCUUCUUAACUCUUUUAGUGCUAGCCUAGAUUGAUGACUGACUAAUUCAUCGUCAUUUUUGCUUUAUUACAAAUCAUAUUUGCAUUACAUUUUGAAGUUCAUAUUGAAGGAUGAAAACUUAUUGUUGUGUUCCAUUUUGUAAGUCAAAAAGCGCAAAAGGAAAUGGAAUUUCAUUCCAUGAAUUUCCAUCAAAAUUUUCAGUGAGAGCAGAGUGGUUGAGAUUUAUUUCUUUGGAUAAAUCCACAAUAACUGAUGGCAAGAAUUAUAACAGGGUUUGUAGUUUGCAUUUCAAAUCAACUGAUUUUGUUAUAACUCUUCAAAGAAGACGCUUAAGCAGUUAUGCUGUACCCUCCCUAUUAGAACCUAAUGCAGACACAGCUAUACAGGAGAAAUGCAAGUUCAAAAGUCGUACCUCUGGAAAAAAAUGUUCUUCCCUGAAACAGAAGAAAAUAAAUGUGCGACAAACUGAUGAUCAAGUUUCAGAGAAAGUCGCUGAUCCAGUACCUUUGUCAUCUGUUGCUAACAGCAGCAGACGCUUGAACAAAAAUGCUGUGCGCUCCAUUUCCCCCUCCUAUACAGAAAAUAAUACACCCACAGCUAAACAUAAAAAAUGUAAGUUCAAAAGUCGUGCUUCUAGAAAGACAGCUCUUAAACAAAAGGAAAUUGAAGCUCCACAAACUGAUGCUCAUGUUUCAGAGAACAUUGCUGAGGCAGAACUUUUAUUAGCAGUUACUGAUAACCACAGUGGCUUGAAAGAAAAUGCUGUGCCCUCCAUUUUCCCCCUUUGCACAGAAAAUAAUACAUCCACAGCUAGACAUGAAAAGUGUAAGUUUAAGGUUUGUACUUCAGGAGAAAAAGCUGUAAAACAAAAGAAAAUUGACGAUCUACGAACUGAUGAUCAAGCUCAAGAGAACAUCGCUGACGUUGGACUUUUAUCAUCUGUUGCUAACAGCCACGGAUGCUUGAACGAAAAUGGUGUGCCUUCCAUUUUCCCCUCUUUUACAGAUAAUAAUACACCCACAGCUAAACGUAAAAAAUGGGAGUUCAAAAGUCAUGCUUUUAGAGAGAAAGCUCUCAAACAAAAGAAAAUUGAUGCUCCACAAACUGAUGAUCAAGUUUCAGAGAACAUUGCUGAUGCAGAACUUUUAUUAACAAUUGCUAAUAACCACAAAGACUUGAAAGAAAAGGCCGUGCCCUCCAUUUUCCCCCUUUGCACAGAAAAUAACUCAUCCACAGCUAAACAUGAAAAAUGUAAGGUCAAGAGUCGCAUAUCCAGAAAAAAAGCUGUUAAACAGAUGACAGUGUGUUCACUACAAACUGAAGACCAAGUUUCUGAGAACGUCACAGAAGCAGAACUUUUGCCAUCUGCUUCUAACAGCCAUGUUUCUGAAGAACGAUGGGAAACAACACAAAAUGUGAGCAAUAUUACCAGCACAAGUACGCAAACUAGUUACAACAUAAUGAAAGAGUUGGAAAAAAAAGAUGUUCAGCUCCAAAAAUUGAAAGCUGCACUAGCAAAAGAAAGAGAAAAAAUGAAGAUGUUGACCACUAAAUUUCAGUCAGUGAGACAGAAACUGAUCUAUUAUGAAACAAAUGAUUGUCACCAAGCUGUAGAAAAUAUCAUUCUAUUGGGAAAACUUGCAGACAGCGAGCGUGCCAAAUUUUUAACAGAACAAAUUCUGAAUUUUUUCUAAAAUCCAACAACUUAAAAAAAAAAACUUGAUUUGCGAGACAGCAUUGUAUUGUUUCCAAAAAGGAGGAAUGCAAAUUUUUUUUUUUUUUUUUUUUUUUGGAGUUGCAAUUGCUUCCUUUUGCCUUUCAAAAGUAUCCUAGCAAAAUAUUUAAGUAAAGUGACCUGACCAGAUUUCAAAAAUUCGUGCCGCUAU